CUCUCUCUUCCUCUACUGCCAAACACUGCCUACCACUCGUUGUUCUCUCCCCUGAUCUCUUCUCUGCUCUUUUCUCUUCUCCGUUUUCCGAUUCCCCAUGGGGUGAACCACGAGCCUGAUUCCAACAAGCAAGUAGUACUAGCAUUAAGCCAAUAACAAUGGAGUGGGACAGCAAUUCGGAUCUGAGCGCCGAGGAGGAGGAGGAGGAGGAGGACGAGGAAGAGGUCAGCUCCUCCUUCUUCAACGACGACGAGGCCGCGGGUAUGGGCCCGCUUCCUUUCCCCGUCGAGAAUUUGCUCCACACGGCGCCGUGCGGCUUCGUCGUCACGGACGCCAUCGACCCUGAUCAUCCCAUCAUCUACGUCAACACCGUGUUCGAAAUGGUCACCGGCUACCGCGCCGAGGAGGUCCUCGGCCGCAACUGCCGAUUUUUGCAAUAUAGAGGGCCAUUUGCCAAAAGAAGGCACCCACUAGUUGAUUCUGCAGUAGUGUCAGAAAUCAAACGAUGUAUGAAGGAAGGCAUGGAAUUCCAAGGAGAGUUGUUAAACUUUAGAAAAGAUGGUUCUCCAAUGAUGAAUAGGUUGCGGCUGACACCUAUAUAUGGAGAUGAUGAUAUGAUAAGCCACGUCAUUGGAAUUCAGUUUUUCACAGAGGCAGAUAUUGAUCUAGGUCCAGUGCCUGGUACAACCAUCAAGGAGUCCGCAAAGUCUUAUGAUCGGUUUCAUGCUUGUCUUUCCGCUUUUCGUCCUGGACUGCCUGUGGGCGAGCGAAAUAUUUGUCGUGGAGUUUGUGGGAUAUUGCAAUUAAGUGAUGAGGUUAUUGCUAUGAAGAUUUUAUCUAAGUUGACGCCUAGAGACAUUGCCUCUGUGGGUUCAGUCUGUAGGCGACUCUAUGAGCUUACAAAGAAUGAGGACCUUUGGAGAGUUGUCUGCCAGAACGCAUGGGGUAGUGAAACAACCCGUGUUUUACAGGCUGUGCCUGGUGCGAAGAGGCUAGGUUGGGGUAGGCUGGCACGUGAACUGACCACUCUUGAAGCAGCAACAUGGAGAAAGGUCACUGUCGGAGGUGCUGUGGAACCCUCACGCUGUAACUUUAGUGCAUGUGCAGUUGGUAAUCGUGUUGUUCUUUUUGGUGGCGAAGGCGUUAACAUGGAACCAAUGAAUGACACCUUCGUAUUAGAUCUAAAUGACAGUAACCCAGAAUGGCAGCAUGUCCAAGUGAGCUCCCCUCCUCCUGGUCGUUGGGGCCAUACACUUUCUUGUGUGAAUGGGUCACAUUUGGUGGUAUUUGGAGGCUGUGGUACGCAAGGCUUGCUAAAUGAUGUUUUUGUACUGGAUUUGGAUGCAAAACCUCCAACAUGGCGUGAAAUAUCUGGCUUGGCUCCUCCUCUUCCAAGAUCAUGGCACAGUUCCUGCACUCUUGAUGGCACCAAGUUAAUAGUUUCAGGUGGUUGUGCAGACUCUGGAGUCCUUCUCAGCGAUACCUUUUUGCUUGAUCUCUCGAUGGAAAAACCUAUCUGGAGAGAGAUUCCAGUAGCAUGGAAGCCCCCUUCCAGAUUAGGUCACACCCUGUCUGUAUAUGGUGGUAGGAAAAUAUUAAUGUUUGGGGGUCUUGCCAAGAGUGGGCCACUUCGGUUUCGUUCGAGUGAUGUAUUUACAAUGGACCUUGGUGAGGAUGAACCCUGCUGGAGGUGUGUCACUGGGGGUGGAAUGCCCGGUUCUGGAAAUCCAGGAGGAAUGGCUCCUCCUCCUAGACUGGAUCAUGUUGCUGUGAGUCUCCCAGGUGGAAGAAUUUUGAUCUUUGGUGGGUCUGUUGCUGGUCUUCACUCUGCUUCACAACUUUAUCUACUGGAUCCAACUGAUGAGAAACCUACAUGGAGAAUAUUAAAUGUACCUGGGCGGCCCCCAAGAUUCGCCUGGGGACAUAGCACAUGUGUUGUUGGGGGGACAAGGGCAAUUGUCCUUGGUGGUCAAACUGGAGAAGACUGGAUGUUAAGUGAGCUUCAUGAACUUUCACUAGCAAACUCGGUAGUCUGAUUGAGAGUUAUGGUUGUAAUGUGGUGUAACCGAAGGGCACAGAAGCCAACAACUCCAGCAUUUCAGAUCAUUCUUAAUCAGGAAGAAAUUGCUGUUCCAGUCACUAAUCACUCUUGACAAUUGUUACAUUAGUUGGGACUCCUUUUGGUUCUGAAAGUUUCUUAUAUGGAUUUGUUCUGGCAUGGGGUGACAUUUCAGUUAAUACAAAGGGAUCUGAAACAAUGUUUGUUUUUUGUGAGGUUUGUGUUAGACUGCUCCAGUACAGACAAUGAAUAAUUCUUUCUUGUCAGGUCAGUAGUAUAUAAUGGACAGGUAGGCUUAUAUAUGUAGGAUUAGUUUAUUAUUAUGCCUGUGUUAUCUGAAUUCAGGUUCUGUAAUUUGAACCAAACAUGAAGAUGAUGCCUGUUAAUACUUAAUAGUAAUGUAUUGCUAGUUAGAUAUGUAA
Messenger RNA from Argentina anserina (silverweed cinquefoil), 2481 nucleotides. RefSeq names its product adagio protein 1. The record is from RefSeq and is a predicted model, not a curated record. Gene Ontology annotation, biological process: circadian rhythm; response to blue light. The transcript is spliced from 2 exons. Gene Ontology annotation, molecular function: protein binding. Bases 159 to 2036 code for a protein of 625 amino acids. Gene Ontology annotation, cellular component: nucleus; SCF ubiquitin ligase complex; cytosol. Lineage: Eukaryota; Viridiplantae; Streptophyta; Magnoliopsida; Rosales; Rosaceae.